Molecule: messenger RNA, 2854 nt
Organism: Cherax quadricarinatus
Lineage: Eukaryota; Metazoa; Arthropoda; Malacostraca; Decapoda; Parastacidae
Source: RefSeq, a predicted model, not a curated record
CUAGUGCCAGAGUGCCACUAGUUGUGAGUGUGUGUGAGCCGCGCUCUCACUAUGUUCUUAGGACGACCUCGCCGUAGACCUGAGGACUGACAGACUUCACUCUCCGCCCAAGAACUGAAGGAAGGAGCCCACUUUCCACUCACGAACUCAAGGAAGGACCUCACCCUCCACCACGAACUAAGGAAAGAGCAGCGCUCUACUCGAGGGUUGAAGGAAUCUCAUCCUCAAUGACAUUUUGUACGGGCAUUUCGCCUUCCGUCAACGUUUCUGUAAGAAGCUUCUUUACCCUCCAGCGACCUCACCCUCCACAAGGUCUUGAGGGAGUGCAUCACUUUCCAAGUCUUGCUCAAGUAUAAGGCAAAAUGUGGAACACGGUCUCAGGCCGUGGUCUGGCGUCCCUGGCAACAUGGUUUCUGGUGUUAAUGAUGGUGAUAGCAAGCAGAAAAGCAGCAGAGGCCCAGGUUUCUGAAACCAUAUAUAAAAGCCACUCCUGGUGUGACCAUAAGAGCGAUACCAAGAAAGUUAUCUGCAACAUUACUGACAUAAACAAGCAGUCAGUAGUGCUGGGUGAGGCCACCUGGCAAGACGAAGAUGAGGUAACUGUUAUCGGUGCCAAGCCGCUGGUCAUCCGUCAACAGUGCCCAAGAAACGAUACCCAACCUGGGACACUUAAAAUCAGGAAUUCCCAGGAUGUCAAGACUGAACACACACAAGCUGUGACAUGUUGGAUACAUCUGCAUCUCUUCAAUUCCACAGCCAUCUCCAUCACCCACUUCGCUGACUUGCUGAAAAUCUAUGAUUCCAAAGUGAACCUCAUCAACAUAGACGCAGUUAACCAGUUUGACAUUAAAAAUUCGGAAGUAACUUUCUUAACUGUGAAAGCAACUAAAACGAUGAGUACCAUUAUUAACUCAAUCAUUGCCAACUUGGUUAAUGUGACUUUGGAAGGCAGUUUCCUUUUCCAGAUCAAAGACGGGAGUCUUAUUAAACGUCUUAAACACUUAAAUUACAAAUCGGAUGUUACUAGUUCCAAAAUAGAGAACGUAAAAAUUAAUUAUGUUGAGAUACCAGGUUUGGUGGUGAGUCGUGGGUCCCUGACAAUGGAGAAUGUUACCAUCGACAACCUGGCAGCCAAAGGUAUAACUGUGGAAAGUGGAGCUCAACUGAUAGUGAGUAAUAGUAAAAUAAUCCACUCUUCUGCCGAAGGAAUCGUCAUGAAUGGCGGUGAUAUUCAGUUUCAGAACGUAGAUGUAGGCAACCAUUUUAAUGUUUCAUUUGUGAUCAAUGACGCUGAUGGUAGCCUUUAUCCCUUAGCUACUGUCGUCAGCCCACCGUCAGCAGUCAGUAAGUGGAUACUGAUCGGAUUCUGCAUUGGUCUUGUUAUUGGUACUUUGAUCGGUGGUGCGCUAGUUUUCUUAAUCAUCAACCGAAAAACGAUCAGUAAACAAUUUGAUAAUGAUUCCAUGGAGUUGUUGAAGAAAGAUACGAAUUCAGAGUCACCGUGUGUCUCCUCGCAGCCCCAGACUCAGCACUCUCAGGACACAACACUCCAGCAUACACAGAAAAUGGAGGACGACGAAUUUUAUAUAGAUGUUGGUGCUAAUGAGGCUUCCAGUUCUGCGAUCAGUCAGCAGAACCCUCCACCACUUACGAACAAGCCACCACCACUUACGAACAAGCCACCACCACUUACGAACAAGCCACCACCUAUUCCUGAAUUUGGCACACUUCCAGCCCCGACUCGCCCACCUUUACCCACGAAUUAUCCACCUCCACCCUCUACUGUUUCCAAUUUAACCGGCAACUCCAUCCCAACUCCUUCCCGAAUGCCUCCUCCUCCUCCUCCUGUAAGAACAGAUUCCGCCAGUAAAGUAUCCAUUUCCUCGUCGCACUCUGAUGAGCCCAAAACCUUGCCUCCACCACCCGAAAGUGCUGACGACGACCAGGAUCCCUACGACGAAGUGGAAGAAUAUCAGAAAAACCAGCAGCCACGACCGCCCGUUGCUUCCAACAAACCCUCGUUCUUGCAUAAAGCCAAUGCAGCAACGCAGCCAGGGCGGACCACCAGUGGGCCACCGACCAAACCCACAAAAGCCUCGGGUCCAACAGUUGGUCCCGAGGUGUUGGCUGGACGUCGUUGGCCUCCCUCUCAGCCUCAUAUACCCAACCAACCUACGCAACUCUCAUCAGAAUCAAAAUUCUCCUCAGAAUCAAAAUUCUCCUUAGAGCCAAAACCCUCCGGUAGUACCUUCAGCGUUGAAGACAACGAGGAAGACAUUUACGAGGCAGUGGAAUAAAUCUAAACAUAUUACCAUCCCAAGUGAAGCUUUGCUCUUCAAGGACCCCAAUGGAAAUCAAGGACCUCAGUGGAAAUUAAGGACCCCAAUGGUAAUCAAGGACCCUAGUGGAAAUAAGUCAGUUUGACAAUUUUGAGUUAUCCUAGGUAAUUUACACUAUGUAUGACAAUUGUAGAUAUGUGUACUUGUGUCUAAAUAAACUAACUUAUUUACUCCCUGUAUUUAGGCAAAAAAGGAUCAACACCUCUUAAUUCAGUGGCAUUACCACACUGAAUAUACUCACAGUAAAUCAACACAUCUUUGUGAAAUCAAUGCAUGGAGACCAUGCAGUAAGAUGUUCCUGGGAGAACCACACCAGCCAUGUGAAUUCAAGUAUCAUUCAGAUUUACACAUUCCUAGUCGACUAUUUAUUGCCACGAGUGAGCGUCUCUAUGAAGACCAUAUGGAGAUAUAAACACGUAUGCAGUAUGGAAAUAAAUGGUAUAAAAUACCGACACAAUGGAAAUAUAAACACAUGUGCAGUGUAAUGUGAUCCUUUAUUGACAACGUUUCACCCA